Rhipicephalus sanguineus (brown dog tick) is the source of this 2108-nucleotide messenger RNA. RefSeq names its product rab GDP dissociation inhibitor beta (gene Gdi). Gene Ontology annotation, cellular component: cytoplasm. Gene Ontology annotation, biological process: protein transport; vesicle-mediated transport; small GTPase-mediated signal transduction. The coding region runs from base 145 to 1476 and encodes 443 amino acids. The record is from RefSeq and is a predicted model, not a curated record. Gene Ontology annotation, molecular function: Rab GDP-dissociation inhibitor activity. The transcript has 7 exons. Lineage: Eukaryota; Metazoa; Arthropoda; Arachnida; Ixodida; Ixodidae.
GAACGACAUGAACGUCAGGUGCUACGAGCGCCCUCCUCAAGGCUCAACGCCUCCGUCCGUCGUCGUCGUCCGAGGAGGAACAGCCGUCGUUGAGCGUGUGCCCAGUGUUCGUUUUUCGUGCAGCGUGCGGCCCUUGUUGUAAGCAUGGAUGAAGAGUACGACGCCAUUGUGCUAGGCACUGGCCUUAAGGAGUGCAUCCUGAGCGGCAUGCUGUCGGUGAGUGGCAAGAAAGUGCUGCACAUGGAUCGCAACAAGUACUACGGGGGUGAGUCUGCCUCCAUCACCCCACUGGAGGAGCUGUUCACAAAGUUUAGCCUUCCGGCAAGUCAGUUGGAUGAAUACGGCCGCUCACGUGACUGGAACGUGGAUCUAGUGCCCAAGUUCCUUAUGGCCAAUGGCCAGCUGGUCAAGCUGCUUAUCCACACGGGUGUGACGCGCUACCUCGAGUUCAAGUCGGUCGAGGGCAGCUACGUCUACAAGGCGGGCAAGAUCCACAAGGUGCCGGCCGACGAAAAAGAGGCCCUAGCGUCCAGCCUGAUGGGCAUGUUUGAGAAGCGCCGCUUCCGCAACUUCCUGGUGGCCGUGCAAGACUAUGCCUUUGACGACCCCAAGACGUGGAAGGACGUGGACCACCAGACCACCACUGCCUGCCAGCUGUACGACAAGUUCGGCCUCGACAAGGACACUGCCGACUUCACGGGACAUGCCCUGGCCCUGUACCGGGAUGACGACUACCUGCAGAGGCCCUGUGGGGAGUUGAUACGGAGGAUCAAGCUGUACAGCGACUCCCUGGCCCGGUAUGGCAAGUCUCCUUACCUCUACCCACUCUAUGGCCUAGGGGAGCUGCCCCAGGGCUUUGCUAGGCUGAGUGCCAUCUAUGGGGGCACAUACAUGCUGGACAAGCCCAUUGACGAAAUUGUGCUGGAAAAUGGCCGUGUGGUGGGCGUGCGGUCCGGCAGCGAGACGGCACGCUGCAAGCAGGUCUACUGUGACCCCUCCUACGUGCCCGAACGAGUGGAAAAGGUGGGCCAGGUGGUGAGGUGCAUCUGCCUGCUGAAUCAUGCCAUUCCGAACACUAAGGACUCACUUUCCUGCCAGAUCAUCAUCCCCCAAAAGCAGGUCAAUCGAAACUCUGACAUCUACGUGUCGCUGGUGUCGCACACGCACCAGGUGGCAGCAAAGGGCUGGUUCAUUGCCAUGGUGAGCACCACAGUGGAGACCGAGAACCCCGAGGCUGAGAUCAAGCCAGGCCUUGAUCUUCUGGGACCCGUGGCACAGAAGUUUGUGAGCGUCAGUGACGUUUACCGACCCACCGACUUGGGUGCUGACAGUCAGAUCUUCAUCUCGCAAUCAUAUGAUGCCACAACCCACUUUGAGACAACCUGCCUUGAUGUCCUGGACAUUUUCCGUCGUGGCACGGGUGAGGACUUCGACUUCUCCAAGGUGAAGCACGACCUUGGGGAUGAGCAAGAGUAGAGAUAAGAGAAGAUGGCCGCCACUACUGCAGGCACCGCUUGGACAACCCGUCUCUUAGUUUUGCCUCCAGACCCUUCCUAAGUGUGUGAAUGUGUAGCUUGCGUGUGGUGAGCAGUGCGCACAGGGCUUGCUUGUGCACAAUGUGCACCAUGCGGGAACAGCACACCCUUGUGCAGCUGUUUUUGCAGCCACUAGGACUGUUGCUCAUCAGGCUUUCCAGCAAAAAUGUUCAGGGUUCUUUUCAGAAGGGCCUCAGCAUCACCUGUGAUUCUUGGUUCAGUUGCCCUUCUGCCUUGUGUGAAGAAGAGCUACACUGCCCUCUCUGCUGUUUUUUUUUUUCUUUACAACUGGGCUGGUCUGGACGUAAGGGGCAGUGGUCUGACAAUGUCGUUGUUGCUCACUGCUGGCUGCUCUUUGUCGGGGUCACUGGCAUGUUAAUUUUUUUGUGCUGUAAUUUAAGUUUUCGUAUUAUUUUUCCAUCUCCGCUGCUCCUCUUUUUUACCUUGUGUCAUGUGAUUGUAGUUCCUAUGUUGGCAUGGGCAUCAGCCUACUCUCUCUCUCCUUCUUUUUUUUUUUUUUGCAGACAGCGGAACAAACAUGGAGAAAAAGAUUAAAAAAAAACAUUCCUUGGA